This is a messenger RNA of Malassezia japonica, 195 nucleotides long. RefSeq lists its product as uncharacterized. The coding region runs from base 1 to 195 and encodes 64 amino acids. The record is from RefSeq and is a predicted model, not a curated record. NCBI's taxonomy places the organism in Eukaryota, Fungi, Basidiomycota, Malasseziomycetes, Malasseziales, Malasseziaceae. The transcript has 3 exons.
AUGGACCCUCUUGUGUACAAGAAGAACACCAUCCUCCCGCGCCAGCGCAUCUACCAGGCUGACACCCGCCCGGUGUACAUGCGCCUCCCCGGCUCGAAGCUGUACUACGGCAUCUUCCUGGGCUUCUUCUGGACCGGCAUUGCCGGUAUCACCGUCGGCACCUACAACAUGGCGGUGGGCAAGAAGAGCGAGUAA